UUGAAUAAAAUAAAAAAUCAUGCUACAUUUAUAUAGACAUAUGAGAAACACGCAUCCAAUUUGAACAUUUAUUUGAAAUAAUAUUCAAAAUGGCGGACAUCAAAAUAAGUGUAAAAUCAGUAUCAUUUUAAAGGAUAAAAAGUGUAUUAAAUAAAUAAAAUUGGAUAAAAACAGCUGUAUGUUGAUUCUAUCGACAAUGUUGGUAGCAUCAGUCGAAUGUAAUGUACCGUCAUGGCGACGUUACCGCCACGGAAAAAUCCAACUCCGACGAAAAUUUCAAAACAACACUUGACCCCAUUGCAAACGCUAUUGCAGAUGGGUUUUCCUAAACACCGAGCGGAAAAAGCAUUGGCUGCUACAGGACAUCGAGGUGUUCAAUUGGCAUCUGAUUGGAUAGUGGCUCAUGUUGCAGACCCAACUUUGAACUGCGAUACACAAAGGGAAUAUGUUCUAUACGUGUGUCCAACAGGUGCAUUGGCUGAGCAGCUCAAGAGAUUUUGGUCUGAAAGCAAAGAGUUAAUGUGGAAUAGAGCACACAAUUAUAUGCCACAUAUUACACUUGUGUCAUUUUUCAAAGCUCCAGAUGAAUCAACCGAAGAAUUGGUGAAUGCCCUUGAAAAUAUAGUUAAUCAGGAUGAAUUAACCAAUCAUAUUGAACUGGAGACUUAUAUUUCUCCAAACUUUAUAGGUCUCUUUGUGAAAGACUUCAAUGCAGCAUGGUUGGAGAACAUUGCUCUUCGAUAUGUAAAUAAACUAAGUAGUAUGGGCAUUUCUGCAAAGCCCAGAGUGAAGUCAUUCCAUUUGACUUUGAUUUAUCAGUUCCCCAGCAACCUGUACCAAGAACUUCGUUCAAUGGUAGGGAAGCUAACGCUAACUUCAUCAGCCAAUUGGGAACUUAGAUUGUAUUCUAGAGACUCGAGGCUACAAAAUGCACAUGUGCAUCAAGUGACACAUGGCUAUAUGCCCAGAGAAUACAAUGAAUUAGAAUUAAGAGUGGGAGACUACAUAUACAUCCCAGAAGGAGCAUGUAGUUUGUCCACGGACGGUCGGGUUGAAGGCAUCUCUUGGUUAACUGGUAUGUCGGGUCAUCUGCCUUUAAAUCAUACAAAACGAACAGCACAGUCAGAUUCAUGGACCUUGCAUACUACCAUACAAUUCACUGAUAAUAAAAGUGAAACUGUAGAGAAAGAUGAUAUACCUUUAACACGAAAACCACCAGUAUUGUUAGCAAAUGAUUCUACAGAUUGUCCUGAUGGACUACCAGCAGCUACUGAACCACUCGAAGCCUCUGAAGCAGUUUCGCCUUCUGCAAGACAAAUUUUUAUUUGUCGCCAUGGAGAAAGAGUAGACUUUACAUUUGGAGCAUGGAUUCCUUACUGUUUUGAAUCAAAUGGCUCUUACGUUCGGAGGGAUUUAAACAUGCCAAAGGAAAUUCCAUUGAGAAAUAUACAAGACUUCCAAAACGAUAGUCCUUUAACAACUGUAGGUGAAAUGCAAGCAAGCUUGAUAGGAGAAGCAAUGAAAUCUUCUAGUAUUAAAAUAGAUGUAGUCUUUACGUCUCCAUCGUUGAGGUGUAUACAAACAUUGGCACAUAUUUUGAAAGGGUUCGAUUCAAAUAUUCCAAUGAAAAUAGAGCCAGGUCUGAUAGAAUGGUUGGCAUGGUAUCCAAAUGGUAUACCUGUUUGGAUGACGUCUGACGAGUUGAUAAAGGCAGGCUUUAAUAUAGAUAAGAGUUACGAACCAGUUAUUAAAGCAAAAGAGCUUCCAUUGAAAGAGAAUGCAGCACAGUAUUACGAAAGAAGUUACGAGUUAAUUAAACGAAUUAUUGAAAGUACUGUAGGAAAUAUAUUAAUAGUAGCUCAUGCAGCUUCAUUAGCAGCUUGUACUAGACAAUUAACAGGUGGUAGAGUACCACCAGCUGCUGAAGUUACUAAAUUAGUACAAAGAGUACCAUAUUUAGCAUGCCUAACAGCUCGUGAAGGGUUGGAUGGUUGGCAAAUUCAUCCGCCACCGUUUCCACCUAUCACACAUACUAGUAAUACUAGAUUUGACUGGAAAGUACUAUUGUGAAAAUAUGAAUAUUAUUUUAAGUUUUGCAACCCAAUAAGUUUUCUUUUAACUUUUUAAUUUAUACAAAAUAUUUUAAAAGAGAUGACGAGUAUUUAUGAUAUAACUUUUUGGGUUGGGUUAUUUAUAAUCUACAACAAAUUGAAAACGAUAAGUUGUUGUUCACAGUUACAUACAGUUAGUUUCAAUAUGGAAAUGAUACGGGUAUUGGCAUUCGAAUC
Megalopta genalis is the source of this 2288-nucleotide messenger RNA. RefSeq names its product Ecdysteroid phosphate phosphatase (gene Epp). Gene Ontology annotation, molecular function: protein binding. The record is from RefSeq and is a predicted model, not a curated record. NCBI's taxonomy places the organism in Eukaryota, Metazoa, Arthropoda, Insecta, Hymenoptera, Halictidae.